AGACGUGGAGGUUUCGAGCGAAGAAAACUCCGCCUAUAUAUAUAGAACCAGGUCCACCCUCCUCCAGAUUCCUUCUUAUUUUAGUCUUUGGCGGAAUCAAUCUUCUAUUUUUGAUUUUCUACGCUCUCCAAAAACUUCUACAUUCCGCACCUAUCGCCUUUGUAGGGUUUCUUUUUGUGCUUCAAAUUCGCCGUGUGAGUUGGAUUUUUGGGGGUUUAGAGGUUUCUGCGGUUUUGAGGACAAUGGGCGACCAUCUCGUCCUGUAUGUUGAUCAUUUGAUUCGACCGGUUGCUCCUGUUCAAUCUGUGGCCGAGCCGGUUGACCCUGUUCCUUCUGCACCGCGUGAAGGUGUAGUUGACUCGGCUGCGGCUGGUCCUUCGUGUUCGACUGCAACUGUGGAUCAUCCGACGGUGGAGCAGGAUGCACCUAAUGAGGAGGAGCCUCUGAUUCAGGUAGCAGAGUGCCGCAUUUGUCAGGAAGAAGACGGUAUCAAUAAUUUAGAAACUCCCUGCGCAUGUAGUGGUAGUCUUAAGUAUGCUCAUAGAAAGUGCGUUCAACAUUGGUGCAAUGAGAAAGGAGACAUAAUUUGUGAGAUUUGUCAUCAGUUUUAUCAACCUGGAUACACUGCACCAUCUCGUUCUGAAGAAACUGCUAUUGAUAUGGAGGGAAGAUGGACUAUUGCUGGUAAUCCAUUAGACCUGAGAGAUACUCGGCUAUUAGCCAUUGCAGAGGCGGAACGGCAUUUUCUGGAGGCCGAAUAUGAUGAUUAUGCUGCCUCUAAUGACAGUGGAGCUGCAUUUUGCCGAUCGGCUGCUCUUAUUUUACUAGCUCUUCUCCUUCUGCGUCAUGCAUUGACCAUAACAGAUCCAGACGGUGAAGAUGAUGCAUCUGCCUUCUUCUCUAUUUUCUUGCUUCGUGCUGCUGGUUUUCUGUUACCCUGCUACAUCAUGGCCUGGGCCAUCAGUAUCUUGCAACGUCGAAGACAAAGACAGCAGGAGGCGGCAGCAGUGGCUGCAACACAAGUGGCGUUUGUGCUACAACAUGGACAGCAUAGAAGCUUACAAUUUGCGAUUGCAUCAGCAGCAGGGGCACCCCUCACCCCUCACCCUCACCCCCUUCCUCAUCCUCAUCCUCAUACUCCUGCUUGAACUGCAACUGCAGCAGUCAACCAUGUAAUAAAUACUAUAUUUUCAAACAUGAAAAACCUUUCUUCAUCUACUUGCUCUUGUUGUCGUCGUCGUCAUCAUUUGUAUGUGCCAACAUUUUCCCCCAGCUUCGUCAUCUUCCAAAACCAGGUACAGUCACUAACAAACUUCUAUUAUUUUCGUCGUCUGUUUCGGGACCAGUCAAUUCUAUGUUCCAAUUUGAUCACACUGCUUGAUGCUCUGCUUCUUGGAAGCUAAACAUAAAACUCUUGCCUUGUAUUUUGUAAAUUCUUUUUUAUAUAGAGAAGAAAUUAUCUA
Molecule: messenger RNA, 1463 nt
Organism: Cucurbita pepo subsp. pepo (vegetable marrow)
Lineage: Eukaryota; Viridiplantae; Streptophyta; Magnoliopsida; Cucurbitales; Cucurbitaceae
Source: RefSeq, a predicted model, not a curated record